AUGAUGAUCGAAGAAGUCAACAACUUCACCAGCUUGAUCGACAAAAGAUCCGUUGAUAUGAUCAUCAAGGUAAAUGCUCUGGCCGUGGUUUGCAAUACUUUCAAAAGACGAAUUGGCCACGGGGCAGAAUUUGAGAACACAGCAGGGUUCUCCACCAUUUAUGAUGGAUUGAUGGGUAUUUACUGGGAUCUUGUGGCCACCACUGGACGUGUGCUCGAUGUUCAGUCUGCAGCGGAACUGAGCGAUCACGGUCUGGAACAUGGUCUGGCAACCAUUGAGACCAAGGUUGAAGUGUUGAAUACGAAGGUCCAAGAUCUGGAUGCCGAUCACGGAAUGUUGAUCUUAGGCCAGCAAGAGAUCCAGGAGGUCAAGAAAUCACUUGAGGUGUCUAUGGCUUCUCUAUGAAAUCACCCGUUACCGGCCAUCAGUACAUUUGCUAAGUGGGACGAACAGGAUGGAAUGCGAGGACUUCGAUAUGAGAUAACCAGAGGGGUGGACCACGAGGUGAAUCAAACCACUGAAUGGAUCCGAGCUCAGUUAAAACAUCACCCUGAAGCUGUGCUAGUGUUUACCACUCUGGUGCUCGACUCCAAGCAACACUGGAUGGCUAUCUCGACGUUUCUCACUAACCAAAGAGGUAUUUGCAUGCAGCAGAGUGACGACGAGGCUGAGGCUUGGGUGUAUCCGUGUGAAGUUAUCAAGGGUGUGUUCAUGGAGCUUCAUCGCGUUCGAAGUGUUGGUGCAAUGAGAUCGAAACUCGGCCAACUUACCCUUGAUGAUGCAGCAAGAAUGAUGUGGGCUGUCCUGCGGUGCCAUCAGCUAAUGAAUUCCUUUAUUGAUUUGAAAUUCACGGGACAUCCAAAGCUCUCUGGAUAUUCGUUGAGUCAUCUGUUUCGUCACAGAUUGACCCCCAAGAACUUGGACUCUAUGAAGGCGCAGCUUUCUCAGUUUCAGAGGGAAAUGACCACGUUCAAUGCUAAGCUGGCCAAGAAGAAGGACAGGGGCGCUUGA
This is a messenger RNA of Cylindrotheca closterium, 1011 nucleotides long. NCBI's taxonomy places the organism in Eukaryota, Bacillariophyta, Bacillariophyceae, Bacillariales, Bacillariaceae. The record is from the annotation of a GenBank genome assembly.